GAAGAGAGUGAAAGAGUGAGAGGGGAAUACGGAGAAAGAGAAAGAAAGAGAAAGAAAGACAGAUAGAUGGAUGGAUAGAUAGAUAGAUAGACGGAUAGAAAGAGAGAGAGAGAGAGACUGAGAGGGGACGGUAGAUGCGUGUAAAUGGUAAAAGACAUCGAUAGAGGGCGCGACGAGCGUCCUCGUCGUUUGGGGGCAUCGUCGGUAGGGAUGGACGAGGGAGGCGGAGGGAGGUCGGUGAGCAGAGCUCGUCCAACCGCGAGAAGGAGCUAGUAGCGCUCCUCCGGCGGUAUGAGGCGGCGUGGGGCUAGGGACGAUGCUUGGGCCGCGACUAGGAGGCACUCGGGAGGCAGGGAGGGCAUGCGAAGGAGCACAGUUCAGUAGUCGCCAUUGCAAGUCCCCCUGUGCUCUCGUAUUCGCGACACUCGUACGCGUGGAGCCGAUUUUCCGCUAACCUAAACUCCCCGCGAGGGCCCAAAGUGUGCCCCCCCGAUGCAGAGAUAUUGCACGGAGCUCACCGAAAGAUUAUUAAAAUCCCUUGACAAGGAAUACAAUGUAAGUAGCGGAGUGAAUCCGCGAUGCGCCGUCCGUCCGCUCGCGCAAACGGCUAUCGGGCCACUCUCGAUCCCCCGUGCGCCGUGUGCCUGUACCAGUGGCGUGCGCGAGAGCCGUCGAGAAUGUAGUGUAGCGACGGCUCUGCGUGUGGGUGAUCCAUCUUACGUGCUAUCACGUCGUUGACAUGGGAGCUGUUGUUGAUGUCAUUACGGCCCUGGAAAAGACGACGAUCACCAAAGAAGUGCUGGAGAUUACAAGGCUUGGUAAAUAUAUUAACGAACUACGAAGAAAGACGAAUAAUGAUGCCCUGGCCAAGCGUGCAAAAGAUUUGGUACGUCGUUGGAGAGAUAUGGUUUUACCAUCAGCUCAUUCAACCCCACAACCGACACCUGCUGAUACAGCACCACCUGCCCUUAAUGGAGCAAAACCUCAUAGUCCAGCCUUAAGAUGUUUCAAACCACAAAGUCCUGCUGUAAGAUGCUUGAAGCCUCAAAGUCCUCUAUUAAGGGAUGCUACUCCUUUAAGAGUUAUCAGCCCAGCUCUAUCUGUGCAUAGUGAUCAUUCACGGUCUCCUAAUGCAGCUUCAAAUAAGCAGUCAAUUACACUUACUAGCAACCACCGGAUAAGUUCGGAUGUACCUCCUACACAUGGCUCUUCGAGCCAGAAUCACUUGAUAGAAGCAGUGCCACGGACCCACAGUUCCAAUAAACGACUUCGAAAAGAUGUUUGUAAGGACCAACACAAUUAUCAAGAACAUGAAUCAGACUCGAUUACAGAAUGUGAGCCAUUUGUCAAAAGACAGCGUUUGAAUGGCGAAAACAUAAGUGGUAAUUUAAAUUCGCAAGUGCCUAGCCCCACAUUGAAAGAACGAAUUUCCCAUCAUUUUGUGGAGUCUUCCACUGAUCCUGAUGAUUCAGGUCCAAAAAAACGUGGUAGGAAAAAAGGCAGUAAGUCUGUAAAGAAGCAACCAUACAUAGAGGACCGUGUUAAAGAAAAACUAGCCAGUAUUUCAAGAAAUCCUAAGUUAAAGACAACACAAGAACUGCUGGCUGAUUUACAAGCACGUGGCUCAAAUUCUAGCAUUAAUUCAAAUGCUCUACCUAGUCAAAGUGUAGAACCACCAAGUAUGGAAGAUGUUUUGAGGAGUAAUAAUGAACAAGUAUCCAAGUUCCUGCGUUGUACUCCAAACAAUACAUCUCGCAAAAGUACAGUUUCUGAAACUUCUUUACAAAAUCGGUUAAAAUCUACAGAAAACUGUUGUGAAAUAUCAUCCAAGUGUCAAGAAACAAGUGCAGUGUACGAAGAAAGUCCGCAAAGUACGCAAAACCAACCACAAUCACAUCAAGAUUUAUCGGUUGAGGAGAUACUGGCAAAGUUACCACCAUUAGAUCCAAGUUCGAUAGACUGGAGUGAUUGUGAAAUUGAACCCAAUGAAGAUCAAAAUGGUACAGUGUAUCCACCUCAAGAAGUUUCUGCAGAGGACCUUGAAAGAUUACAUACGCAGUGCGUAGAAGGACUCAAUGGAAAUUUCCAUCCAAAAUUAUUGUCUCUCACUAAUAACAAUGAAACGUCAGAAAAAGAGGAAGGAGUGUCAGAAUUGAAUGUAAUGAACAGUGAGCAUAGCCAAACUGGUGAAGAAUUUCGAGAAUGGCACCAGAUGCUGGCAAGGCCCAGUUGUGAUGGCCAAAUCCUCCACAUAUUGCCUUAUGUUAUUAUUGAUUAGUAAUUUUAUUAUUCUAUUCUAUUAUUAUUCUCUGCAAUUUGUGAGAAGAACCCUGCAAAAAUUAAAUCGAUUGAUCUAUGAUCAAUCUAUUAAAACAAUUUCUAUUGCAAUUUACAAUUGCUGUUUAUUUCUAUUAAUGCUGAUGUUACUGCCAUCCUCAUUAUCAUUAUUACUCCUAUCAUGAUCAAAAUUUUAUCUACCAAUUUCAUAGAAAAAUAACUACUGACUAUUGCCCUCGUUAUUGUCAUAAUCAUAUUUAGCAUUUCCAAAUAUUUCAGUAUCAUUAUUAUUGUUAUUAACUUCACGUCACAAUCGGUAUCAUUAUUGUUGUAAUUAUCAUCACUGUUAUCAUUUUCAUUGUCAUUAUCAUUAUCAUUGUCAUCAUCAUUUUGAUUAUUAUUAUUAUUAUUAUUAUUAUUAUUAUUAUUAUUUUAUUAUUAUUAUAAUUAUUAUUAUAUUAUUAAUAUUAUUAUUUUUUGUCUUUAUUAUUACCAUUACUAUUACUACUACUACUACUACUACUACUACUACUACUACUACUACUACUACUACUACUACUACUACUACUAUUACUAUACUAUUACUACUACUACUACCACCACACUACUACAACUACAAUUACUACUACUAUUACUAUUGUUGUCAUUAGCAUUAUCAUUAUAUUACUGCUACAGUACAGCUACAAAAAGGUCGAUAAAUGAAUAUAAAAUGAGCCACACACAAAACGGGGGCAUUGUCAAAUUGCUGUAAAUGGAAAUAUUUAAUUUCAUGUAUGCUUGUAAAUGUCUUUCGUAAUAUUGCCUUGAUUAACGUGGUAUAAGUUGCUAGCUAUGAAAUACAUAUUAAUUCUAAAGAAUUUUAUUAUUUAUGUUUGAAAUGUGUAAGGGGGGAUUCAGUUUUUCCAGUAGAGAUAAUAAUUCUUCUUAAAAUUUGAAUUUAAGUUUGUGUCAGACAAUACAAAGUUGAUCGCUUUUAUAAAUUAUAAAAAUAAUUUUAUUUCAAUAAUAAACGUGAGGCAUACUAGUUACAUAGUAUACCUUGGCUUAUCUAUAAGAAGAAAUAUUAUUUUGGUAAUUAUAUCCAUAAGAACAGUAUUUCUUGAAUAAUUUCAUUAACAAUCUAAAACAUUGCAUUGAAAUAUAGUCAAAAGAAAUGAGAACUCAUAAUCAUGAGAGUAAAUAAAAAAAAAAAAGCAAAUUAAGCUUUACAAUCAUCAAAUAAGAAAUUUCAAAACUAUGAGUAAUUUGAACAAACAGAAAAAACAACAAUAAUGAUACAGUGUCAUCUUAUGUUAUCUUAAUUUUGCUAAGGUAUACUGAAAAACAAUAUAAAGUUAUUAAACAAGAAAGUAAUUAUAUAAAAUCAAAGGUGCAAAGUAACAAUUACAAAAAAGCAAAUAAAACCAAUGUAUUUGAAAUUGAUUUAUCUUCAUUUUACAUAUAAAAGAUGUUUCCAUUAGUAUAGGACAAUUGGAUAUAAUAAGCAAAAUAAGUUUCUUCAUUUUAUACGUGGAAAGGAUAGCCGAGCUGAAUACACUGGGGCCUUAAUUAAAAUUAAAAAAUGAAAAAAUAUUUGUCUAAUAUAGUAUUAUGUUGCACAUACUUAUAGCAAUCAUAUGAAUUGAAGUACUUUGUAAAUUUUUCUAACUGAACUUUUUUCCAUAUGUGUUGUGUAUACAGGACAGAAAAAGUAUAAGCUAUCAAAAACAAAAAAAAUAUAUAUACAGGAUUGCGUAUAAUCACUGUAAAAUUAAGUUUAUCAGAAAAUUUUGACAUUUUUCUUAUAUUAUAAUUUGUAGGUGCAAUAUAGAAAUUUCAAUGAUUGGGCACGUUAAUUUUUGCAAAAAUCAGGGAAAAAAUCUUUUCUGUUUUAAAAUGUAAAUAUUCGUUAUAAUUGUGUAGAUCAGCACCAGAAAUAUAUCAAAAAUGUGUGUAACAUUCAAGUGAGAUUACGCUUUCUUCUUAUUUUGAAAGGAAUGAAACUUUACCUAUAAUAUUAUUAUAUUAUGUGUAUUAAAAACUUUUGUCAAACCUCAUGAAUUAGAAAAAAAAAUCUCUUAUUUUUAAUACGUUUAUAAUUUUUAAGAAUCAUACCGACCUUAUUGUGUAUUUUUUUUUAAAUUUCCAUUCAAUAAUUCCCAAGAUAAAAAAUUUCAUUUUUAAUGAAACUAAAGCAAAUAUAAUUUCAAUGUUAUAUUAGUAUUGGAAGCAGAAGCAUAUUGUAAAAACCAUUGUCAAAGUUUUGAUCGAAUAUUGAUUAAAGUAUCUAUUACUUUCUAUUCAUUAAGUAGAAAAUGAACAUGUCGUACAAGUUGUAGUUUUCUGUAACAUUUAAAUAAGACACAUAAUACAAAUAAUUAUAUUUAAAAAUAUGAAACAAUAUAAUUCGAUUAUAUUCGUUGUUACAUUUAAUUUGGAUAGAUUAUCAUUUCUUAGUCUCGAAUUUUCGUUUGUGAUGUAUAAAAGUUGUUCUGUUCGUAAAAAUAUAUAUUCUUAUAUAAUUUAAACUAUGAUUUUUAAUCUCAAAUUCAUACUGCGAAUAUAUUUGUAUCAACAAUUUUCUAAUGUUCUAAUGGGGAAAAAAAAGAAAAAAAAAGGAAAAUUAUCAAAAACAUACCAACUUUGAACUUGUUUUUACGUGAAUAUUUACAAGACUGACAGGUGCCCCUAUACUAUAAAUCAUAAUAUACAAAUUGUUAUAUCAGUUUUACAUAAAUAAGAUGAUUCAUUCCACCGGCAGUAGCAAAACUCUUCGCAAUCGUUUUACAAUAAAUAAUGCAUAUAUAUACGUCUUAGAAAAAAAAGAAAGGAAAAGAAAAAAAAACAACAACAUUGCGAGUGUGCCUACAUUAUAAUUUUGAAAGUAUAAAAACAAAAGCAACUCGUUGUCGCCCAUUAAUUGUUUAAGUUCGAAAAUAAUUUUUUUUACUUUCGAGGAAUUUCAAAAUUACUAGCGCCUUGGCGCCAAAACUUAUUGUCCAUAUCGUUGGUGAAUAGACGUACAUAUUAAAUAAAAUUAUUUUCGAUUUGAAGUACUUGUAUGUGCAUAUAAUAUUUCCUUAAAAAAAAAGGAAGAGAAAGAUACAGAGAGAGAGAGAGAGAGAGAGAGAGAGAGAGAGAGAGAGGUGGGAGAGAAAGAAAGAGAGAGCAAAAGAAAUAAAUAAAGAAGGAGAUGUUGAAGAAGAGAUUAACAACGUUUAUGGAUGUAACAGAUUUUUGGUACACGCUUUGGUACGACUAAAGCAGGAUACAUACAUACAUCCUUUAAACACGAAUCCCGUGCCUUCUGUGCCUCUGCAUUUUAUCACAAUUUCACAUUACACGGAAAAAAGAAUGAUGUGAAAAGUGAAACACGUUAUAGAUAACCGAUGGAAUAUCGUAAGACAAAAAGUACGAUAAUGGACGAUGGAAUAAGAAGUAUAAAAGAAGUAUCGAAACUUAUUUAAUCAACGAUCAUUCCAAUGAUCGUCGUUUAAUGAAGCACGGAGUGACAAUCGGUUAAAAGAAAAAAAUGGCCGAUCGUGCUAUCGAAGACGUUCAAUAAUAAAAUAAAUUACAAUUGCAAGACACCUCCCCUUCUCCAUUAAAAUUCUUUAUGAUUGAAACGCACUCUUUUGCGUUUAUUAUAGUUAUGUGAACGGAAAGACAAAAAAAAACACACACACACAAAAAAGAAACAAAUAAAUAAGCAACGUGUUUUAAUUAUUUCUAAUUUCUUAAGUGCGCCUUUCAAUUACAUUAUUGAUCGGCCAUCGUAAUUAUGAAUACGAAUACGAGUUUGUGCAUUGUAAAAAAUUUGCGAAUUUAGUUGGCUGUAUGUGUUUAAUAUAUGUUCUAAUAUUCUCACUGCGAUGUCAUUGUGCUUAUUAUAUAAAUGCUUGUUACAUAAUUGUUCACAGAAAACAUUAUACGGCCAUUAAGAUGAGAAUACGAUAUUACUUAUGCGGUUUAACAAUGUAUUUACAUGUGCACUGAUACACACUACUCUUUUUAUUUUGUUUCGAAACUACCGCUAAAUAUCGAUACAUGUUAACCAGCAUAUGUGAUAUACGUCUCUAUGUGCAUAUUUAUAGUAAGUAUAUGUAUAAUAUAGUUAAGUACAUGUGAAAUAUUUUCUUUCCUCUCUUGGAAUCAAUCGAAAAUAAUAUUGUUUCUGUCCUUGUGUUUUUAGAAAACCACGAAUUUUGCUUUUGACAAAGCAGCUCUGCGAUGUACAAAAAUGCCAAUAUCAAUAUAACAUAUGUACAUAAUGCAACACAAAACUAUAUUGCUAAUAAUAAAUAUUCAAAUAUGUUUGCUCUCCCGUAA
This is a messenger RNA of Vespula vulgaris, 6585 nucleotides long. It is a transcript of the gene MED26, whose product is annotated as mediator of RNA polymerase II transcription subunit 26. Gene Ontology annotation, cellular component: nucleus; mediator complex; core mediator complex. Gene Ontology annotation, molecular function: transcription coregulator activity. The transcript has 4 exons. The record is from RefSeq and is a predicted model, not a curated record. Bases 740 to 2278 code for a protein of 512 amino acids. Lineage: Eukaryota; Metazoa; Arthropoda; Insecta; Hymenoptera; Vespidae. Gene Ontology annotation, biological process: regulation of transcription by RNA polymerase II; positive regulation of gene expression.